CCUCUCUCUCACUGUAAUUAAAAAAAAAAAAAACCAUAAAGUCCCCAUUAAAACCCAAGUCGCCACUCGUUCACAUUCACAAAAUUUUUUUUCCCCCUUCUCCUCAAUCCCUCAAUAAACUUUUAAGGGUUUCAGGGUUGCCCACCAUUGAAAAACAAAGGGGAAAACAUAAACACCAUCCCCUCCUCCUUUAAGCAGCCAACAACAAUAAGGACUCCCUUUUCCUUUUUUCCUUUUUUUUUUUUUUGAACUCCCUCUAUUUGAAGCCUUUCUUUGUUCUCAAAAGCAUGUCAGGUUUGUAUACUCACAGUUUCUCACCAGCAAGAGCUCUCUCCCCCCAGAUAAGGAACACACCAGAUAUAGACAGUCAGUAUCUGGCAGAGUUGCUGGCAGAGCACCAGAAGCUUGUGCCUUUCAUGCAGGUUCUGCCCAUUUGCAGCAGAUUGUUGAAUCAGGAAAUUGUUCGUGUCUCUGGCUUUGUUCCCAAUCAUGGAUUCGGUGACUAUGACAGGAUGCGCCAAGGAAGUCCCAGUCCCAUGGCUUCUCCAAACAUUGGAGGGAUUGGUUUAGGUAGUUGGAAUGGAAUACAACAGGAGAGGCUUGGCCUUCCUCAAGGAAUGUCAAUGGAUUGGCAAGGAGCGCCAGCAAGCCCAAGUUCAUAUUUUGUCAAGAAGAUCCUGAGAUUAGAAAUUCCAGUUGACAGCUAUCCAAAUUUCAACUUUGUAGGUCGACUUCUUGGACCUAGGGGUAAUUCUUUAAAGCGCGUUGAAGCAUCUACAGGCUGUCGUGUUUAUAUCAGAGGAAAAGGUUCAAUUAAAGAUCCUGGCAAGGAGGACAAACUUAGGGGAAGACCAGGUUAUGAGCAUUUGAAUGAUCAGCUGCACAUUUUAAUUGAGGCUGAGUUGCCUGCAAAUAUUGUGGAUACAAGAUUGAGACAGGCACAGGAAAUCAUAGAAGAGCUGCUGAAACCAGUGGAUGAAUCCCAAGACUACUACAAGAGGCAACAACUUCGAGAACUAGCCAUGUUGAAUUCAGGUCUAAGAGAAGAUAGCCCUCAUCCUAGCGGCAGUGUUUCACCAUUUGGUAACAGUGGGAUGAAGAGAGCUAAAACAGGAAGAUAGUGAAUCUUUCAUUUAAUCAGUGAUUGCUUUUAGACGUCGUCUCUUUGAGUAUAUCAUCAUAACUAGCUGGUGAGUUUGAUCGGCUUGUGUUAACCCUGGAAAAGAAGAAAGAGAGGGGAAAAAAAAAAGAAAAAAAGAAAACAAUCUCCUGUAACUUGUGAGCCUAGGACAUUCAUUUGAUUCGUUUUCAUUUGUUAACCCGCAGUUAUGAUAACUAAGGGCAGGAGAUCUCUGAACAUUGCCCUAGAGAGUAGUAACUCAUGUUGUUUAAUUUUGAGGAACUGUAUCUGUUGUGCUGUUAAGUAUAUUUUUCGGAUGCGAGUGUAAUUUGAAGACAAUAAGUCUAAGUUUGUACUCAAGAUAUAUACCGGUCUGCAAUUUUGUUUGGAAUUCGUGAAUUACCUGUGUGCAACAGAUUCGGCGUUCUUGGAAA
This is a messenger RNA of Asparagus officinalis (garden asparagus), 1554 nucleotides long. Its product is annotated as KH domain-containing protein SPIN1-like. Gene Ontology annotation, molecular function: mRNA binding. Bases 288 to 1121 code for a protein of 277 amino acids. Gene Ontology annotation, biological process: regulation of mRNA splicing, via spliceosome. The record is from RefSeq and is a predicted model, not a curated record. Gene Ontology annotation, cellular component: nucleus. The transcript has 7 exons. Lineage: Eukaryota; Viridiplantae; Streptophyta; Magnoliopsida; Asparagales; Asparagaceae.